UUGCAGAUCACUGUGUACGACCAAGAGAACUUCCAGGGCAAGAGGAUGGAGUUCACUUCGGCCUGUCCGAACAUCAUGGAGUGCGGCUUCGACAACAUCCGCUCCAUGAAGGUGGAGUGUGGCGCCUGGGUGGGUUACGAGCACACUGGGUUCUGCGGGCAGCAGUUCAUCCUCGAGAGGGGAGAGUACCCGCGCUGGACCGGCAGCAACGCCUACCACAUCGAGCGCCUCAUGUCCUUCCGCCCCGUCUGCUCCGCUAACCACAAGGAAUCCAGGAUCACCAUCUUCGAGAAGGACAACUUCAUCGGCCGCCAGUGGGAGAUCGCUGAUGACUACCCCUCGCUGCAGGCCAUGGGCUGGGCCAACAACGAAGUGGGCUCCAUGAAGAUCCCGUGUGGCGCCUGGGUUUGCUACCAGUACCCCGGGUACCGUGGCUACCAGUACGUCCUGGAGUCCGACCACCACGGAGGAGACUACAAGCACUGGAGGGAGUGGGGGUCACACGCCCAGACCUCCCAGAUCCAAUCCAUCAGGCGUGUCCAGCAGUAG
Molecule: messenger RNA, 549 nt
Organism: Nestor notabilis (Kea)
Lineage: Eukaryota; Metazoa; Chordata; Aves; Psittaciformes; Psittacidae
Gene: CRYBA1
Product: crystallin, beta A1
Exons: 5
Biological process (GO): visual perception; lens development in camera-type eye
Molecular function (GO): structural constituent of eye lens
Source: RefSeq, a predicted model, not a curated record